Colletotrichum phormii is the source of this 1019-nucleotide messenger RNA. RefSeq lists its product as uncharacterized. The transcript has a single exon. The record is from RefSeq and is a predicted model, not a curated record. Lineage: Eukaryota; Fungi; Ascomycota; Sordariomycetes; Glomerellales; Glomerellaceae. Bases 483 to 668 code for a protein of 61 amino acids.
CACAGAGUCGAUAAGUGCGAUAGACGACGAAUGCGAUCGAGUGGCUCGGCGCUGAUGGCACCCGAGGAGUAAAGUACCGCUUAGCACCGGAGCAAUAAUAUAUAAAACCUCAAAAUACGCAAGAGCCGGGCAGCCAAGCUGGAUGACGGACGCGAGACACCAGCAUACCCUUAAGCAGGACAGGACGUUUAUGUCGCCCCUUUGACCUGCCGGGUCGGCAAGCUUCAUGGGUUGGCGAGUGCGGUAUAUCUGUUCAUUUCUUGCUUGUUUUCCUGCCAAAAUUUCGAUUGAUAGAGAACCGUUUACCGCCAGUCCUACCUACAAGGGUAAAAAGCGCCCAGCUCGCCUGUCAAACCUGCAGAUUCUUUGAGGAAAACAACUACAAGACUGCUUUGUUAAACUCUGUGAUACAUCCCCCACGCGGCACUCAGCACUCAGCAGGGAUGAUGUGACAUCGCCGCUCUCUCAUCAGAACAGUCGACAUGAAAGGGACAAAGCAUACCCAUGUGGUCACCAAAGCCGAGUUGACGAGGCGGCGCAAAAUCUCGGGCACCCCCAGAGAAAUAUCAUACGACAGCGACAAAGUCCAAGCAUACAUGUUAGACCUUUACCGGUUCAUGGAGACGGUAAAAGGCUUGAAACCCGAAACGGCCGCUUGCGAAUAUUAAGACGGUGAUGAUGGUCUGGUGAACAACGUGUUCUUGUCGUCAAUGAUAGCUCAGCAAUGAACAGCCACAGGCCGAAUAGAUUGGCGAGGUUGGUGGGCGAAGCUGAAGGAAGCUUGCCGUCAAUUACACGUCAGAUAAAUAUGCUAUCACAGGAGCUGGUCUUCUUCCCGGCUAAUGGAAACUACCUUCCUGCCUUGGUUGUAUUUGGCUAUCGAAACCCCAUAUGAUAGGACUAGGCUUAUGAGAAUUUAUUACUUAAUGACACCCUCUCAUCACAUGUAGUCUAGCUUAUGCACAAUAUUUUCUAUCUCCUCUACUUCUUACUAAGUACUUACCAUUAACCCCCUAUCC